AUGGGCAGCCAGGGCAAGCUGCCCUUUGGUCAGGUCCCCGUCCUUCAGCUGGAUGGUGAAACCUUUGCCCAGACCCAGGCCCUUCUUCGCUGGGCCGGGCGUGAGGCCAAUCUUUAUCCAGAGAACCCUCGACUGCAACUUCGUUGCGAUGCCGUAGAAGACGCGCUGGUGGACAUGAAGAAAGUCCUCGGCCCGUGCUGGUACAACUCCGUCCUCGGGCGCGAUCCGGUGACCAAGCAGCCUUUGGUGCAGCUGCCUGACUCUAUGCGGGAGGAGGUGCUGCAGAGCUUAAACAACAUCGUUCUGCCGGCGCGGUUCCAGCAGUUGGAGAAGUUCUUGGCCGCAUCUGGCGGCCCGUACUUCUGCGGAGACGAGAUGACGAUCUGUGACCUGAGCAUGUAUGUCUUUGCUGCGGGGAUCUUGGAUGGGACGUUUGUUCCGGGUAUCGAGCCUCGGGUAUUGGAUGCCUGCCCGGGACUGAAAGCUCUCGUGGAGCGAGUGGCAAGCCAUCCACGGGUGAAGGAGCUGGUGCUGCAGCUGCGGCUGUUGGACUUAGGGGACCACCCGGGCGACUUCCUUCGGCUGGCACCUGAGCCGCCAGCUCUUGAGGCCGUGGAACGGGCGAUCCGCUCCCUUGUUGCUAUUGGUGCCCUCGAGAGCAGCUCGAAGCUGGGUCUUACACCGCUGGGCUUCCACUUGGCGCACAUGCCGGUGGAUGCCCGAAUAGGAAAAAUGCUGGUAUAUGGCUCUCUUUGCCAAUGUCUGGCACCUAUUCUCACCAUUGCAGCUUGUUUGUCCCAGAAGUCUCCUUUCGUCCGCAGCUUCAACCGCAACAAGGAGGAGCUCCAGGUGACAGAGCGCCAGGGAGCGUGGGGCUACCUCAGCAGUGAUCAGCUGGCUAUUGUGAAAGCUUUCGACAAGUACCAGGAGCAGAAGUUGGUCAGCCGUGAUGCAGCCUGGGAGGUGUGCGACCGCUUCGGGCUUUCGGCUUCUACGCUUGAUGACAUGGCGCAACUCCGAAGGCAAUUCCUUCGUCACCUCACUGAGACUGGGUUCGCGCUGGAAGAGACGGAGGAUGGAGGGGAGCAGGUGAACAUUCACAAAAAGAACAUGUCCCUCGUGCGAUGUGUCCUCUGUGCCGGCCUGUUUCCCAGCGUGGCACAGGUGCAGAAGCAGAGCAACUCGCGCGGAAUUUCGUACCAGAUUUUCGUCAGUCGCCAAAAUGAGCGCUGCACACCCCACCCAUCGAGCCUGAAUUUCAAGGCUCAGGACUUUGCGGCCAACCAUGGUUGGCUCUUGUUCCACGACAAAGUGAAGACCACACAGAUCUACCUUCACGAUACAACACUGGUAGGAGCCAUACCGCUGCUUCUAUUCGGUGGUGAGCUGAAGAUUUCUCCCAAGGAGAGGAAGUGUGUCACAGUGGAUGGCAUGACUUUCGAGGCGAAGGUUCCUGCGCAGGGGCAUGGGUUGUUCAUAUCUAAACUCUAG
This is a messenger RNA of Symbiodinium necroappetens, 1491 nucleotides long. The record is from the annotation of a GenBank genome assembly. NCBI's taxonomy places the organism in Eukaryota, Dinophyceae, Suessiales, Symbiodiniaceae.